AUGAGGGACCGUGACUCCGAGGAGGACCGCGGCCUGCUGCAGGAGGACGAGACCGAGACCAAGUCACCUCCCCCACACACGCACCGGAGCAACUCGGCGGCCACCUUCAGAACCUGGCUCGCGGGCUCCUCGAGAUGGACCAUCAUAGGUAUUGUCGUGCUGGUAUCGGUGUUUGCACUGCCUUUGCUCGGCUUUCUUGGUCGCGGCGCAUCACCGUCGGUCGCCUCUCACCAUUCGGAAAGCGACCAGCUUGCUAUCCGCCUUCACCCAGACAAGCACGCGGCGCGAGCACCGACAACGCUGACGCUUGACUGGAACAUCACCCGCGGAGUGCGCGCGCCCGACGGAGUGGAAAAGCCAGUCUAUCUUGUCAACGGUGCGUUCCCGGGACCAACCAUCGAAGCCCGGCCUGGCGACAGACUUGUCGUCAACGUCUUCAAUGGCCUCGAUUCAGAAGGCGUGUCAAUCCACUGGCAUGGCCUCCGCAUGAAGGGCUUCAACCGCAUGGACGGGGCUGUUGGCUUCACGCAGUGCCCCAUUCCGCCCGGUGGCGACUUCGUCUAUGACUUCACCAUUGGGGACGACGAGCAUGGCACUUUUUGGUGGCACAGUCACAGCCAAGUCCAGCGCGGUGAUGGACUCUACGGAGGGCUCGUCGUGCACGACCCUACUGCCCCCCUUACGCAGCAUGGAGACGACGUCCUGGUCCUCAUUGGCGACUGGUAUCACCGCGCACAGGCAGAAGUGCUCGCCUGGUUCGCCGACUUUUCUAGCCUCGGAAACGAGCCCGUCCCAGACUCGCUGCUUGUCAACGGCAACGGGCGGUACAAUUGUUCCAUGGCGGUUCCCGCUCGGCCACUGAACUGCACCCAAAAGCGCCAGACCGAUGUCAAGCCGCUACUCGCGCGGCGGUCCGACUCUCCAGCGCGGCUACGCUUGAUCAAUACGGGCUCGCUCGCGGGCUUCUCUAUCAAGAUAGACGGAGCGACACUGGAGCCUGUUGCCGUGGACGGCGCGGGCUCCGUGAGCAGAGAUGCGGGCCAAUCAGUCGGCAUCCUAUACCCCGGGGAGAGAGCCGACGUCUUGCUCAAGUGGGCCAAAGGAGAUAGCGGACUACCCCGCAUGAACAUUUAUCUCGACGAGGAGAACUUUGGCGGUUUUCCUAACGAGGCGCUGAAUCCGAAUCAGACGUUUCAUGCUCUACCCGCAGGCAAUGUAACUAUGCGGGAAGAGACAACCACGCUGCAACUCGGCAAAGAUCAUCGCGACCUGGCAACCCUGACGUCCGCGUCUACUCGCACGACGGCCCUGCCAGCCAAAGCUCAGGAGACCAUUCUGUUGUACAUGAAGACUCAGAAGCUAUCGCGCUUCAACAACAAGCCCCUCGGUUUCGUGAACCAUACGACGUGGCAGACACAGACACCGGCCCUCCUGUCACUCAACCGCACUGCCUGGGACGAGCACCAGCUGCUUCCAUUUAUCGCAACUAAACCCAACCAGCCCGUCACCGUUGAUCUUGUCAUCAACAAUCUCGACGACGGCGCACAUCCGAUCCAUCUCCACGGAAACUCCUUUCACGUCCUGUCUUCCUUUAGGGCCGAUGGACGCGACGGAUGGGGCAGCUACAAUCCGUACGAGUCUGAGGCACCACCCGCUGGACUGAACCUGGAGAGCCCCGUGAUCAAGGACACAAUUAGCGUGCCGCGGAGAGGACAUGUUGUAGUGCGCUUGACGGCGGACAACCCCGGGUUGUGGAUGUUACAUUGCCACAUGCUGGUCCACAUGGGCACCGGCAUGGUAGCCGGGCUGCAUGUCGGAGGAGAGGAUGACCUCGAUCACAUCCGGGGCAUAGACCCUUCCGCAGCGGAGUUGUGUAUGAGCACAUAG
Purpureocillium lilacinum is the source of this 1887-nucleotide messenger RNA. RefSeq lists its product as uncharacterized. The record is from RefSeq and is a predicted model, not a curated record. Gene Ontology annotation, molecular function: copper ion binding; oxidoreductase activity. NCBI's taxonomy places the organism in Eukaryota, Fungi, Ascomycota, Sordariomycetes, Hypocreales, Ophiocordycipitaceae.